Molecule: messenger RNA, 1348 nt
Organism: Onychostoma macrolepis
Lineage: Eukaryota; Metazoa; Chordata; Actinopteri; Cypriniformes; Cyprinidae
Gene: casp21
Product: caspase 21, apoptosis-related cysteine peptidase
Exons: 6
Coding region: 305-1111 (268 amino acids)
Biological process (GO): proteolysis
Molecular function (GO): cysteine-type endopeptidase activity
Source: RefSeq, a predicted model, not a curated record
UGAGACACAUAGGGUGAAAACAAUUACAUAUACUGAAUUGCAAUAUAGUGUAUGCACUUUUCCAUGUCAUUAAAUAACAGAUUGAGUGCGAAUGUAAAAAAACAAAACAAACAAAAAAAACAUUAAAGUCAGGGAUCCUGUUCCGCCUGCUCUGCCGGUAGUAACGCCUCUGUGAGGUAGCGGACUUUGAAAUCCUUGAAAGGAAAAUGAAAGCAAAAGGAGGGAAAUUUAGAAUGAGAGAAAUUAGAUUGUAAGAAGCUGGACUUUCUUGCGCAAGACUCUGUGGUGCGAAUCAAGUCUCAGAAUGAGUUCACAACGUUCUGAAGAUCACAGUGCUGUCAAGAUGCCCUGUGCGUUUGAGCCUUAUAAGAAGCAUAAAAACAUAGGCAAAUGUCUAAUCAUCAGUAAUGAGCACUUCUGCUCACCACAUUUGCGUAGAAAGGGCUGUUCUGUAGAUGAAAACUUCCUGUCGAAGACGUUCAAGUCCCUGGGUUUUCAUGUACAGGUGGAGAAGAACCUGUCAGCUAAUGAAAUGAUUGGUGCACUGAGGAAAGUAUCUAAGGAGAACCACACAGACAAUUCCUGCUUUGUGUGUGUACUGAUGAGCCAUGGAGAGGAAGGAACAAUCCUUGGAUCGGAUGAGCGCUGGCUGCCUGUCAAAACCCUGACCUCUCUCAUGACCUCUGACCUCUGCCCUAGUCUGCGGGACAAGCCAAAACUCUUCUUCCUACAGGCCUGCAGGGGGCUGGAAUAUGACCCUGGUGUUGAGGCAGACAGUGUAGAAGCACCGGGGGAAUUUUGGGGAAUUUCUGACGUUCCCGAGGCAGAUUUUCUCUGCUGUUAUUCCACAGUGGAAGGGUACUACUCUUGGAGAAAUCCAGAAAAAGGCUCUGUAUUUAUCCAUGAACUUUGCGAGAUGUUGAAGGACUGUCAUCUAGAGAUUAUUCAGAUUCUGACAAGAGUAAACCAUCGUGUGGCCAAUAACUUCCAGUCUUACACCACAGACCCGGAUACACAUAGAAAGAGACAAAUGCCGUGCUUUGCCUCCAGACUGACCAAGGAUUUUUACCUUCAUGUGCCAGAGAAGAAAAAUUAUAUUAUUUUUAAAUGACUGGCAGCAAGUCAGUGAUAAGGUUUGCGAGGUAGAAAUGUAUUGAUAUGUUAGCUCAAAUACUUUUCAUUCAGCGUUCUGUAAGAUACAUCGGUUAAUCAAUUGCUGUACAAAAUUGUCCGAUCAAUAUGGCAAAACUGUCUAAGAGCAUGCAGUUAAUUAAAUACUUCAUGUACUUUAUCCAUUUGAUUAUUUUCUCUUUUAAAUAAAAAAGUGUUAAUAAUCAAUAAAGUGUUC